UCCAAAAUCAAUUGAAGAACAAGUGGUAAAUCUCCAUCUCCUGCUUUCAAGCAACCCUAAGGCAUGAUUGGCCAGUAUGAAAAAUAAAAUAGUAGAAUAAGAUGGGUCUAGCAAGACAAUGUUAAUCUUUCUAUCUUGUUAGAAAAAACAAAGCCUUUUCACCCAAUAGUAGAGAGCAGCAGGAUUAAUGUGAGAAAGGAUAUCAAUAAAAUGUUCAGGAUAAUUCAUUAUGGCUUCAAAUUAUUAUAAAAACUUAAGUUAUUCCAAAGCAGAUAAGUAAUCAUCAUAGUGUUGGCAAGGCAAAUUUUAAUAUGAUUCUGCAAUCACCCAACCAGCCUUUCAGCUGUUUUUAUUGACUGAACUGCAGUUUCUAAACAUUCCUCAAAAGUGGCACCAAAUAGAACAGAUUCCAAUAAUCCAAUUUUUACAUAACCAGGGCACAUGUCAGCAUGGCUAGAUCUUAUUUCAGAUAUUGACACAUUCUGGACAAAAACUUUUAAAAAUGCCUGGAUGAAAAAGGGGUAAGUGUGGAUAGCUGAGCCAAAAGGAUGUCAAACCUCUCACUUCAAAGACUGGAUAACCUUAAGGGCUCCUAGGCAGAUUUUAAGAUCAGAGCACAUCUGAACUGUUUACGCGGAAGACUUCGCUCCAGCGUUUUUCAGAUACUCGGCUUUUCUCGUAAACCGAACAGCUUCUGAAGUUGCAAUUCAUGUUUACUGUUCCCGCACUCUGCUCUUUAAAUGCAUCACAUGAUAAAGAGAUCACAUGGUACCCGGCAAAGCGCGCCUUGAAAGUUGAGCUUGAGCAGAUUUUAACCAAAGACUGGAUCCAAACGUAUGCUGUAAAAAUAUGUUUGCAAUAUAUUUCACUACUACCAAAAGAGAUGCUCCCUCCAGCCAAGUCCUACCGCUCAUAACCAGACCGCUCGCCUGAGGAAAGAUGGAGGCCGGCUUUGAUGAAUACCGGCGACCCUCCCUCCCAGACAACUUUCGAAUUCUGUUGGCUAUUGUCAUAAAAUGUUAGCCAAUGGAUGAGCCCGCAUACCCCGAAGCCACACCCAGUGUGUGUUUUUUCUAAGCGGUCCGCCUUUGGACUGAAGGUGGCAGGCGCUGCCUCUCUUAAUUAUUGGCUGGAAGAGUCUGUCACUCCAAUGACGUGUAUAGCCGAUUCGACGAUUGGUUCCGCCCAGGCGCGAAAUGUAACGCGGGAAAAUCUAGGGCUCGGUAGCGGUGGUCGGGGUUACUGCUGCUGAUGGUGAGUAGCCGCGGUUGCUUCAGAAAGCCGGGCAGACACUGCACGGGGUUGGCCUCUGCACGAGUCUUCCUAUCAUGCACACCUGAGGCGUUUCUUUUCGGCCACCAAAGGAAAAGCUAAGAAAACCACCCGCGGGGUACAGGAGGUAACGGCAACCGCGGAUCGAGAAGCAAGAAUCUCGGACCGACGCGGCAUGUCUGAGCUGCCGGGCCCUCCGCCUGUUAUCUUGUGUUCGGGAAGCUCCCCGAAGCGCGUCUUGGUCUCGGUCAUCAAAACCACCCCAGUCAAGCCGCCACUCGCCAGCAGAGAGGAUCCCGCCCGCGUGCCCGUGCCGCCGCCACCCAUCCCUACCAGUCCGGGCUUCAGCGACUUCAUGGUCUACCCAUGGCGCUGGGGAGAAAAUGCGCACAACGUCACCCUCAGUCCUCCGCCCGCCGCAUCUCAGCCGCUCCACGAGGGAGGAGGCAACGGCGACGGACUCCGAAGUGCCGUUGAGCGCUCCACCGGAGAAGACGAAGAAGCGGGGAGCCCUGACAGCGGUACUGGGAGCAACGGGCACUUGAGGGAUGGGAUUAGAAGAGGUCGACCAAGAGCAGAGACAGUCCGAGAUCUAAUAAGUGAGGGAGAGCAUUCAUCUAGCAGGAUACGUUGUAAUGUGUGCAACAGAGUUUUCCCAAGAGAGAAGUCUUUGCAGGCACACAAAAGAACACAUACUGGUGAAAGACCUUAUUUGUGUGAUUACCCAGAGUGUGGGAAAGCUUUUGUUCAGAGUGGGCAACUUAAAACACAUCAGCGUCUCCAUACAGGAGAGAAGCCUUUUGUCUGUGCAGAAAAUGGAUGUAUAAGCAGAUUCACACAUGCAAACCGCCAUUGCCCCAAGCAUCCAUAUGCAAAAUUAAGACGAGAAGAACCUACAGAUAGACUGAACAAAAAGCAAACUGCAGACAACAAAGCUGUUGCUGAAUGGCUGACAAAGUAUUGGGAAAUGAGAGAACAACGCACUCCUAUAUUGAAAAAUAAAUCUAUUCAUAAGCCUGACCAGGAGCAACAAGAUCCCAUGGAAUAUCUUCAGUCUGAGGAUGAGGAAGAAGAGGAAAAAAAUACUGCUCAUUCAUCCCUUUGUAGCCGCCUUCAAGAACAGCGUGAACGCUUACAUGGGGCACUGGCACUCAUUGAGCUUGCCAACUUGGCUGGAGCCCCACUGCGACAGUAAUAGAAGACCUGGAGUGUGGAUUAACAAAAUGUACUGAAUUUUGUUAUUUAAACCAGUUAGCUUCUGGCAUAAGCUAAGCACCUUAUCGGCUUCCAUAGGCUGCUAUUAUGUAGAAUUUAUGAAGAAUGUUGUUACCCUAGAAAGUGGGGUAAAAGAAUUGCACUUUUUAUAUGGUAAAGCUUUUAAAGUAUUUUGUAAAUAGGAGAUUAUAUGAUGCAGUAUGUAACAUGAUCAUCUUACAGAAAGCUAGAUUUGCAAGGUUAGGGUGCUUUUAAUCACAGUUGCAUGGAAGUAAGUCACUACAACCAGUGAAAUUUGCUUCCAUAAAAACGGUGUUUAAAGUUGGGAUGCCAGUCAUUCUUUGUUUCAGUUCUCACAGGAAGCACUUUCUAAACCUGUAUGGAAAUAAUGGUACAUACAUUCAAAGAAAAUUAAUAGAUUUUUUAAAAAUUGGAUAUAAUCAGUGAUGUACCAUGCUGUUUUGAAGAUAUUUUAUCUAAUAUUACUGAUAUAUGCUAGAAUGUCUUAAUUUUACAGCAGAAUAGUUGAAUUUCAUUUAGAAUCCUCUCUGUGACUGCUGACAUGGAGGCUGACUUAGCUUUUAUGGAUAGAUACCUUAAAGGUCUUUUGGUUGAGCAGCACUUAGUGUUCCCAGUAUAUAUAUAUGGGAAUAUUUGCACAUUGUUGGACUCUUCUAUAAUCGAGUGAUUACUCUUGCAAAAUCUAGGCAUUGUAAUAACAUCAAGUAUGGGUUUGGGUCAGAGCUCUUAAACCCUGCAACAAUGGCAUUUGUGUUUUGUUCAUGGAGAUAUUUACAGGGUAGCGUUGGUUUUUAAAUAUAUUUUAGAAUUUCACUAGCAAACACUAAAAUGUUGCUUCAAAACAUUUUCCUGCAGAUAGGGUUUUUGUUUUUUGUUUUUUGCGUGAUGCCACCUUAUUUACCUAAAACUUAAAUGCCAAGUUUGUUUUCACUAAUUGUAGCUUUCAGCAGUAGUUACAAGUGUGAGAUGUUUAGGCUAUAUUCUUUCCCUAAGUGAAGAUGUAGUACAGCACUUAGUGCUUUUGAUCACUUAAAGGAAAACAAAAGUUCUAGUGGUAUACAUUAGAAAUAGUUUUAAGUAAUUUAUCAUAUGCCAGAUGUGUGCCUUGCUAACUGUGUAAACAAUGAGUACAAGUGCAUUAUAGAUUAACAUAAUCUGAUUUUAGGAAGAGUCAAGGCUUCUGGCAUAAGAACAUAAAAUCAGUGAUAUUUAUCAAAAUAUUUUUUUUCAAUGAUCCAAGCUAAUAUAUGGUUCAUUCCUAGUUCCAACUAGACUUUGAUAUCCUAUAAUUACUUAUUAAUAUUGGCAAAUGGCUAUAAAACCAGAAAGUUAGUGCAGUUUAUACAUUUGACAUAGUUUUAUUUGAGGGUUGUUAGGUUUUUCUGAAACCAUCACCCUUAAAACAAAGCACUUCAACUUUGACCUCUGAACUACAUUUAAAGUUAUAUUAAAGCAUUUAGAAAAUCAGUGUAAACUUUGAUGCUUUCUCUGAAUCUGAUUUAGCAAUAGAGAAAGACAUUUGCACUUCAUGGAAUCCAGUUGAAGCCAUUGUAGAAGUAAAUUUAUUAUUAUAUUGCCCAGCUAUGAAAGUAAGGCAUAGUUUGUUGAUACAAAGUUUCCCCCAAUUCAAUAUUUUCUUUACACUGAAUGCAUAUUGAAAAUAUGUACUUACUUAAAACACAUUCUGUCUAUCUAUAGGCAAAUUGAGCUGCUUUACCAAUUAUGUAUAAAAUACAUCUUUGGGCAAAAAAAACCCCCUCCAGAUAACCAUUUGUAAAAAGUUGGAUUUUAAAAAAUGGAAGUUCAAGAAUUCUCUACUAUGUAUGAUUAAGCUGUACUUCUGGCAUGAGUUAAAAUGCUGUAAUUCUAAUAAGCUUUGAAUAAAAUGUUGCCUGAAUUUUA
This is a messenger RNA of Crotalus tigris (Tiger rattlesnake), 4410 nucleotides long. It is a transcript of the gene ZNF367, whose product is annotated as zinc finger protein 367. The record is from RefSeq and is a predicted model, not a curated record. Gene Ontology annotation, cellular component: nucleus. NCBI's taxonomy places the organism in Eukaryota, Metazoa, Chordata, Lepidosauria, Squamata, Viperidae. The coding region runs from base 1448 to 2467 and encodes 339 amino acids. The transcript is spliced from 5 exons.